Moesziomyces aphidis is the source of this 708-nucleotide messenger RNA. The record is from the annotation of a GenBank genome assembly. Lineage: Eukaryota; Fungi; Basidiomycota; Ustilaginomycetes; Ustilaginales; Ustilaginaceae.
AUGUCGACUUCCAACUGGGCCUCGACGCCGCCCAUCCCUUCGGACAAGCGGCCGAUCGUCCUCUCGGGUCCCUCGGGUGUGGGCAAGAGCACGCUGCUCAAGAAGCUGUUUGAAGAGUUUCCCAACAGUUUCGGCUUCUCUGUUUCUCACACAACACGAGACCCUCGUCCCGGCGAGGUGCGAGGUCAAUCGUACCACUACGUCACGCGCGAUGAGUUCGAGGCGUUGGUGCAGCAGGGCGCCUUCCUCGAACACGCUCAAUUUGGCGGUAACCGCUACGGUACGACCGCCAAGGCCGUUGCGGAUGUGUCGACCGAGGGCGUCAAGGGAGCCGAUGGCAGCACCGACGCGCGCCGCGCCAUCCUCGACAUCGACGCACAAGGCGUCAAGCUGAUCAAGGCCAACCACCCAUCGCUCAACCCGAUCUACAUCUUCAUCUCGCCGCCCUCCUUCUCGACGCUCAAGCAGAGGUUGACGGGCCGUGGCACGGAAACCGCCGAGUCGGUGCACAAGCGCCUCACAAUGGCCGCCAACGAGAUGGAGUACGCAAGGCAAAUGGGCGCGCACGACUGGAUCAUCGUCAACGACGACCUCGAACGCGCCUACACCCUGCUCAAAAAGGCCAUCAACGAGUCCUUGCAAAAGGGCGACGACGACCAGAUGCCAGCAAAGGACGACGAGGAGCAGCAGUGGCUCAGCCAGCAGUAA